CCCCCGCCCCCUUAAGACCCCCCCUCUCCCUUGUGUCCAAUUUCUAUCCGGCGGACAAAUAACCGCCCCCCCUUGGUGGGCGCCCUGUCCCUUUAAGGGGCCCCGGCCUCGCUCGGCCCCUUUAAUUCGCUCGCUCCGGAGCUGCCUCCCGGUUCGCAGAGGCGGGGGGAACCCGGCCCCCCCACGCGCCCGCUUCAUCAGGUGCACCCCACUGUCGGCCACCUGGAGCUCUCCCAGCUGCCUGCACCCCCCUGCUUGGCCCCUCCUGGGCCCCCCCACCCCCAUCUUCCCCAGUGCGUCCCAAACCCCAUCUCCACUCUCCUGGCUCCCCCAUUCCCUUCCAGCCCUGCCCCCGUCUCUGCCCCUCUCCUUCCCCCCCAGCCCCAACUCCUUCACCCAUUUCUUGCCCCUGACUCCCCCACCCUUCCAAGCCCCCCCAAAACCCCUGUCUCAGCCCCCCAGGCCCUUCCAAGCCGCUCCAGCUCCCCCCAAACCCCCCACUUCCCCACAACCUGCCAUCUUAGCUCCCCCAGAGCCCCUAUCUCAACCCCCCCAGGCCCCUCCAGCUUUUUCCAACAGUGCCCGCACUCAUCCAGCCCCCCGAACCCCUAUCUCCUGCCCCCCAAGACCACCCACCUGUCCCCAGACAUCUCCAAGCCCCCCAAACCCCUAUCUCAGCCCCCCAGACUCCUCCCCAAGACCACCCAGCCUGCCCCAGAGCCCCUCAAGCCACUCCAGCUGCCCCCAACCCCCCCAGCCACUUCUGAACCCCCCUCAGACACAUCCAAGCCCCCCCGUUUCUUUCCCCUAGACAGGCCUCUAGACACCCCCAAGCCGCUCGAGCUCGCCCACUCUCAACCCUCCCAGGUUCCCCCAAAUCCCUAUCUGCACUCAUCCAGAGCCCUCGGGUCCCCAUAGCAACCCCAUCUCAGUCCCUCACCUCCCCAGGUCCAUCCAACCCCCCAUCUCGGCCCCUCCAAAGCCCCUGGGUCCCCCCAGCAUCCCCACCCCGGCCCCCCAGGCCCCGUCUCUGGGCGCAACAAUGGCAUCGGGGCCGGAGCUGCUGCGCUUCCAGCUGCCAGGCCACGAGGCAGCCACGCUGCGCAACAUGAACCAGCUGCGGGCCGAGGAGCGGUUCUGCGACGUGACCAUCGUGGCCGAGAGCCUCAAGUUCCGGGGGCACAAGGUGAUCCUGGCAGCCUGCUCACCCUUCCUGCGCGACCAGUUCCUGCUCAACCCCAGCUCCGAGCUGCAGGUCUCGCUGGUCCACAGCGCCCGCAUUGUGGCCGACCUGCUGCUUUCCUGCUACACGGGUGCCCUGGAGUUUGCCGUCCGCGAUGUAGUCAACUACCUGACGGCUGCCAGUUACCUGCAGAUGGAACAUGUGGUGGAAAAGUGCCGCAAUGCCUUGUCCCAGUUCAUUGAGCCCCGCAUCGGCCUUAAGGAGGACAAGCCAGGGGCAGGCGGGGGCCCGCGCCCAGCCCCCUUGCGCCACACCAAACCGGCCCCCCGCAAGCCUCGCCCACCUGUCAAGCUGGAGCUGCGCCUGGCCGAGGAGCCUGAGCCCAAGGAUGAGGACGAUGAUGACGAGGAGGAUGACGGGGAUGAGGAUGCCGUGUCCGACAUCUGCAUUGUCAAGGUGGAGUCAGCCUAUGAGGUGGCCCAGCGCCACCGCAAGCAGCACCUGCUGCAGCCUGCCUGGGCCAAGGAUGGGGCAGCAGGGGCCAGCUGGGUCAAGGACGGGUCUUCUACCGCCAACUGGGUCAAGGAUGGGUCUUCCACAGGCAGCUGGGCCAAGGAUGGGUUGUCGCCAAGCAACUGGACAAAGGAGGGGUCAUCGGCGGCCAACUGGACAAAGGAGGGGACAUCGGCAGCCAACUGGGUCAAAGAGGGGUCAGCCAUGGCCAACUGGAGCAAAGAAGGGUCUUCCAUGGCCAACUGGGCGAAGGAGGGGUCAUCGCCAGGUAACUGGGCAAAAGAGGGGUCGUCGCCGGGCAACUGGAGCAAAGAGAGGUCAUCACCGUCCAACUGGGCCAAGGAAGGGUCGUCGCCGGGGACGUGGGCCAAGGAAGGGUCGUCGCCAGGGACGUGGGCCAAGGAGGGGUCGUCACCAGGGGCGUGGGCCAAGGAGGGCAGCUGGGCCAAGGAGGGCCCCGGUGACGGCGAGGGUGAGGACCCGGGCCCCGAGGCGGCCGGGCCAGCACCAGGUGAGCCAGGCAAGGCGGUGCCAGGUGUGGUGAAAGCCCGCUAUGCCCUGGCAGAGGACACGGAGGGCGAGGGGCUCCUGCUGCUGCCCCCGGGGGCCUACCUGGAGCCCGGGCCACCCAGCGGGGGUGGGCACGGGGCCGGGGGUGCGGGCGGGGGGCCGGCGCGCUGUGCCAAGUGUGGCGAGGCCUUCCAAGGGGUGGAGAAGCUGGUGUUCCACAUGCGGGCCCAGCACUUUGUCUUCAUGUGCCCGCGCUGCGGGAAGCAGUUCAACCACAGCAGUAACCUCAACCGGCACAUGAACGUGCACCGCGGCGUCAAGUCCCACUCGUGCGGUGUCUGCGGCAAGAGCUUCACACAGAAGUCCACGCUGCACGACCACCUCAACCUGCACAGCGGCCUGCGGCCCUACCGCUGCUCCUACUGCGACGUGCGCUUCGCUCACAAACCCGCCAUCCGCCGCCACCUCAAGGAGCAGCAUGGCAAGACUACGGCCGAGAACGUGCUGGAAGCCAGCGUGGCCGAGAUCAACGUGCUCGUCCGCUGAGCCAGGGCUGGGUGGGGUGUGGGGGGCCCAGGGGCCUGGAGAACCCAGGUGUCCAGGGUCCAGAUCCCGUAGCAGGUAGAGAUCACAGGCAUCGGGUGCCUGGACCCUGCUGUGGGUGGAGAACCCACACAUCCAGGUGUCCAGAUCCCAUAGCAAGUAGAGAACCCAGGUGUCCGGAUCCCAUAGCAGGUAGAGAACCCAGGUGUCCGGGUGCCUGGACCCCACUGAGGGUGGAGAGCCCGGGUGUCCGGGGUCCGGAUCCCGUAGCAGGUAGAAAAUCCGGGUGCCUGGAUGGCAUGGCAGUGCAGAACCCACAGCAGACAGAGGACCCAAGUAUCCAGGUGCCCGGACCCGCCAUGGGAAGAGAACCCAGGUGUCCAGACCUCAUAGCAGAUACAGCAGGGGUUCCCAACCCCCGGUCCACAGCCCGGUGCUAGGAUGGGACGGGCUGGCUGCCGGACCAGAAGUGAUUGCGGACCGGCAAACUGCGGACUGGAAAUGAUGGGGAUCCUGCAGACUGGCAGCCAACCCUUCCCUACGCGGAGUAGAAACAAGGGUUGGGGUUGGUCCGCAGUUUGCCGGUCCACGGUCGCUUGCCGGCCCUCAGCAUAAGAAGGCUGGGAACCCUGCGACGGAGAACCGGGCGUCCGGUGCAUGGGUGAGACCCCCGGUGCCCAGGUCCCGUAGCAGGUCGAGAUCCCAGGGUCCCGACUCCCCGGCGGAAGGAGGCACCAGGCGUGCAGGAGUCUGGCCCCUGGGUAGUGCAGGUCCCGCGGCUGGAGAGGACUGGGGGGGGGGGGGGUGAAGCGGAGUUGAGGGUGUAAUGGGGGGGCCCGGACGCCUGGGGUCUCCGGAGGGGGGGCGAGUUGCCAUCAACCAAAGAAUAACCACGUGAGCCCGCGGAGGGGCGGGGCCUGGGGGCUCCGGUAGCAGUAGCAGUAGUAAGAGGUAUUACCCCGUGGUAGGCGGGGCUAGAUGGGGCGGGGCCUAGACCCUGCUGGGGUGGGGGGCGGGCCUGGGCCCGGGGGGCGGGGCCAUAGAGGAUUAACCGUUUUUAGACUUUUUAACUUUUUUUUUAAUUAAAAUAAUUCAAAAGGAAAUAAAA
Molecule: messenger RNA, 3857 nt
Organism: Alligator mississippiensis (American alligator)
Lineage: Eukaryota; Metazoa; Chordata; Crocodylia; Alligatoridae
Gene: ZBTB12
Product: zinc finger and BTB domain containing 12
Exons: 2
Coding region: 1043-2752 (569 amino acids)
Biological process (GO): regulation of transcription by RNA polymerase II
Molecular function (GO): RNA polymerase II cis-regulatory region sequence-specific DNA binding; protein binding; DNA-binding transcription factor activity, RNA polymerase II-specific
Source: RefSeq, a predicted model, not a curated record